Messenger RNA from Scomber japonicus (chub mackerel), 1100 nucleotides. Its product is annotated as semaphorin-4G-like. The record is from RefSeq and is a predicted model, not a curated record. The transcript is spliced from 8 exons. Gene Ontology annotation, molecular function: chemorepellent activity; semaphorin receptor binding. NCBI's taxonomy places the organism in Eukaryota, Metazoa, Chordata, Actinopteri, Scombriformes, Scombridae. Bases 252 to 1100 code for a protein of 282 amino acids. Gene Ontology annotation, biological process: negative chemotaxis; semaphorin-plexin signaling pathway; axon guidance.
AACAGCAGCAGCAGCAGUAUCAGAGUGGAGGAGCUCGGUGAUCGGAGAGGAGUCCUGAGAACCAGCAGACCGAGUGAGAUCUCAGCUGGAGGAUAAUCAAAGCGUCUGCAUUUCCUCGCCGCCGGGCUUUAAGAUACCUCUCACGCUACGAUUCUGUGUGUUCAACAAAUUGAGUGCAACUGAGGCUGAACCCAGGCCUGUGUGUGUGUGAAUGUGUGUGUAUUAGUGUGUGUGUGUGUGUGUGUUUAAACAUGAGAGACCAGCAGAGACCCGUCCACCAGCCCUCCUUCCUGCUCCUGAUGCUGCUCCUGAUGCUCCUCGCCCGGCUCUCCCAGCUGUGGGCCUUCCCCUUCAGCCCGUCUCUGGACCUGGACGUCACUCCCAGGACUACUGUGUUUUCCAAAGGCUUGUUGAGCUGCACUCGUUUCUCCGGCUCUUCCAGGAACUACAGCACCCUCCUGCUGGAGGAGGAGGCGGGGCUUCUGUACGUGGGAGGAAGAGGAGCUCUGUACGCACUCAACACCUCCGACAUCUCCACACCUGCAAACCUAACAAUCGAUUGGGACGCUUCCCCUGAACAGAAGAAGCAGUGUUUAAACAAAGGCAGAGACAAUCAGACGGAGUGUUUCAAUCACAUCCGCUUUCUGCAGCGCUACAACGAGACUCAUCUCUACGUCUGCGGAACGAACGCCUUCAAACCUCUCUGUGCUUAUAUAGAUGCAGAGCGGUUCAACUUGUCGUCCGGGUUCGAGGAGGGCAGAGACAGGUGUCCAUAUGACCCGGCUAAAGGAUACACCGGCCUGCUCAUAGACGGCGAGAUGUUCACCGCGUCUCAGUACGAGUUCCGCAGCUCACCUGACGUACGGAGGAACUUCCCGUUCCCCACGCUGAGGACGGAGGAAGCCCCCACCCGCUGGCUCCUGGAGGCAGAUUUCGUAGGCUCUGUGCUGCUGAAAGAGAGCAUCAACAGCUCCAUUGGUGACGACGACAAGAUUUACUUCUUCUUCACGGAGAGGAGUCAGGAACAGAUCGCCUACCCGAGUCAGACCAAGGUGUCAAGGAUCGCACGAGUCUGCAAGGUUAGAGAGAAGAAGAACUAA